This is a messenger RNA of Phyllostomus hastatus (greater spear-nosed bat), 543 nucleotides long. Its product is annotated as integrator complex subunit 6-like. Gene Ontology annotation, biological process: snRNA 3'-end processing. The record is from RefSeq and is a predicted model, not a curated record. The transcript has 3 exons. Gene Ontology annotation, cellular component: integrator complex. The coding region runs from base 1 to 447 and encodes 148 amino acids. NCBI's taxonomy places the organism in Eukaryota, Metazoa, Chordata, Mammalia, Chiroptera, Phyllostomidae.
AUGGCAGGAGAUCAUAUUCCACCCAACCAAUUAGAUUUUCUGUCUGAUGGCUUAACUAGCCUCAGCAAAGGUGAACUGAUUUACAAACCUGGUAGUAAUGCACUCGGAGGAGGAAUUAUUGUCAGCUAUCUCUCUGCAGGUGACUCAAAAGCCAUAGCAAUGUCUGAAGUGGGAAUGGCGUUGAAUAAAACGGUGCAAGGUCCUGAGAAAAUCACUGCUGAUAUAAAACAUCAAUUAAUGAAGGAAAUUCGACAGUUUGGGCGAAAAUAUGAAAAAAUCUUCAAAUUGCUUGAAGAAGUACAAGGACCUCUAGAAGUGAAGAAAGAAUUGGUUGAAUUUGCCAUCAAGGAAGCAGCAAGAUUUAAAAGAAGACAUUUGAUUCAGCAACUUGAGGAGUUCCUAGAAAAAAUACAUUCCGACUAUUUUCAAGACACCCCAAACAUGUAAUUCUGUUAUCAAAAUGAUCCAUGAGAAAGAAGAACCAGAUUGUUGUGGUCUGGAAUGGAACAGGAUAUGGUUCAAAUCUCCUAGAAUGUGUUAGUU